GAUAGGCCUUAAUAAGUAGAGAUUCCUUGGGAUAUGGCCUCUCUGUCUUGCAGGCUUUCCAAAUAGCACAUUCUAGGGGCUCAAUAAAUACGUGAAAUAAAUGAAUGAAAAUUCACAUGAAAAUUCCCAAGUUCUUGGAUGUCUAGUGAUUAAAGGUCAGCACCCUAGCUUGGGCCCCAAGAAGAGGCUGAGAGAAGACCUUGUAUGUAGGUGGUUUAUUCUGGGAAACAGGAUGGAGGAACUGGGAAGAGUGAAAGAGGGAAGGAAAGCAAGUUAACCCAAGGUUGAGUUAAGCUGGUUACCAUUUAUCUUCUGGCUCCUAUAUUCAAAUGAUCAAGAGUUUCCCUCUGGAAUGUGAAAUCCCUCAUAUUUCUAAGUGUGUGUUUGUGUGAGAAUGAUGUAUCAGGGUCUCCAAAAUCUCUCAAGCAGCAAGUGCAUGGACAGAAAACAACAGAUGUGACUUUGAGAGGAGGUAGUGUUGGAUCAAUUUGUAGAAUCGAACUAUUGUUAGGCUAUAAUUGUGAACAGCUGGUUGCGAGGGUAAUGGUUGGAAAGAUAGGUCAAGAGGGUGUGAGAUGGGGCACAAAAAAUGCCUAACACCUGGUGAUUAUCAAUUAAAAAUAAUAUUGCUGUCAUAUUGUGAGGUUUGCAAAUGGGUAUAAAUUUUUGAAUGAGAAAUUGACUUGAGCUGUAAACUUUCACCUAAAGCACAAUAAAAAUAUAUAAUAAUUUUGCUUUUGCAAAGGACAAAUGUUGUAUGUCCUUUGACUAAUAUGAAACACCCAGAAUAGGCAAAUGCAUAGAGAUCAAAGUUUAACAGUAGCUACUAGGGGCAGGAGAGAGGAUGAAAGGGGGAAUCAUUACUUAGGAAGCAUUGAGUUUCUGUUAAUGGAAUGGAAUAUUUGGCAACGAAUAUUGGUAAUGGUUUCACAACACGAUUGAUGUAAUUGCUAUCGGUGAAUUGUACGUGUGAAAAAUACUGAAUUGACAAAUGUUGAGUUUGUAUUAUUACAUUUUUACAAUAAUUAAAAAAAAUUGCUCUUGCAGAUUUUCCAGCUCACAGUAGUUUGCUUACAUCAGCCUACAGUAAAUGGAAAAUCAAAAUCAAAACAAUGUAACUGAAUUCAUCCUUUUGGGUCUUACAAAGAACCCAGAGCUACGGAAAAUAUUCUCUGCUGUGUUUCUAAUCAUGUAUGUGGCCACCGUACCAGAAAACUUAUUCAUUGUGGUAACUAUGACUGCAAGUCAGAGUCUGAGGUCACCUAUGUAUUUUUUCCUUCCUUCUGUUUCACUCAUGGAUGCCACCUAUUCUUCUGUCAUAGCUCCCAAGAUGAUUGUGGAUUCCUUCUCUGAGAGUGCUACCAUCUCCCUGGAAGGCUGCAUGAUCCAGUUCUUUGCAGAACAUUUCUUUGGUGGGGUGUCAAUCAUCCUUCUCAUCGUGAUGGCCUAUGAUCGCUACGUGGCCAUCUGUAAGCCCCUGCACUACAUGACUAUCAUGAAGUCUCAGGUGUGCUGCCUGCUGCUGGGAGGGGCCUGGGUAGGCGGGUCCAUGCAUGCAACAAUACAGCUUCUCUUCAUGUACCAAAUACCCUUCUGUGGUCCCAAUGUCAUUGAUCACUUUAUGUGUGAUUUAUUUCCAUUGCUGACACUGGCCUGCAUGGAUACCUGCAUUCUGGGCCUCUUGGUCAUCCACAACAGUGGGGUGAUGUGUGUGACCAUCUUCCUUAUCCUCAUUGCCUCCUACGUGGUCAUCCUCUGCUCCCUGAAGUCUUGCAGCUCUGAAGGGCGGCGCAAAGCCCUCUCCACCUGUGGCUCCCACCUCACAGUGAUUGUCUUGUUCUUUGUGCCAUGCAUUUUCUUGUAUGUAAGACCAUUGGCCACUUAUCCCAUAGACAAAGCAAUGGCUGUGUCCUUUACCAUUAUUGCACCCAUGUUAAAUCCCUUGAUCUACACCCUGAGGAAUGCAGAGGUAAAAAAUACUAUGAAGAAACUCUGGAAGAGGCAACAAAUCCUGGAUUGUCACUAGCUUCCAUGCCAUGAACAAAUUUUUCCUAUAGGUACAGUGAGGUCUCAUCCUCCCCAUUCAAUCAAAUCUCUUGCAUGUACAAUAC
This is a messenger RNA of Loxodonta africana (African savanna elephant), 2111 nucleotides long. RefSeq names its product olfactory receptor 4C6-like. NCBI's taxonomy places the organism in Eukaryota, Metazoa, Chordata, Mammalia, Proboscidea, Elephantidae. Bases 1091 to 2026 code for a protein of 311 amino acids. Gene Ontology annotation, biological process: G protein-coupled receptor signaling pathway. Gene Ontology annotation, molecular function: G protein-coupled receptor activity; olfactory receptor activity. The transcript has a single exon. The record is from RefSeq and is a predicted model, not a curated record. Gene Ontology annotation, cellular component: plasma membrane.